AUUUUCUCAUAUUAGGGUCUGUUUGUUUCCUGAGAAAAUGUGGGAAAUGCAAGGGAAUCCAGACUUUAAGCUUUCCAUGCUGUUGAAUUGUGUAUUGGUUUCCUUUUCUCAUUUUCUUAGACUUGGUGUUUGUUUGAAAAGUUAAUUGCUUGUUUAGGAGGUUGCCAUCAUUUGCUAUGGUGGGUCAUUUCCCCUUUUUGACUGAAACCUGCCUCUUUGUUUCUUUUGCAUAAAAUUCUUAUGAGCCUUUUACUUUGCUUUUCGACUUAUAGAGAGCAAAAAGGAGAGGGAAAAAAUGGAAAGAUUAAAGGAAAUCACUGUGUCUGUCAAUUUUUUCUUUGUCACGAUUAGAUAUUGAAAAUCAUUCUGAUUUGGACGAAUUUUUGUAAGGAUGGUAUUUGAAUGUAGAUCUAGAAAAUGAACGGUCAUGGAAAAAUGUUGUGGAGAGGGCUCAAAUAGUGCCAUAGUAAGUUACUUACUAGUUAGCGCUUGGGCACUUCUGAUGGUGGGAGGCUUAUGCAUUGAAGAGGACUAGGAGAUAACUGACAUUCAAAUCUGAAGUAUAACAAAGAUGAUCAGAAUCCACACUAAUCAGACUAAAACCAAACAUUGUUCUGCAAAACUCCCUUCUGCUGAAAACUGUCAUCGCGCUCGCCUCAAGUGGAGUCGUCCCUUCUUGACACCCAAAAAACCGUAAACUUUGCUUCAUCACAUUUGCUGUGGACCAAGCCAACUCAAAUUUUCUCUCCUCGACAAUCUCCACUCCAACUCCGAUGUAUUUGGCCAAUGAAGAAACAAAUUGUCAGUGUUUUCCACCUCCCCCUAGCACUACAGGGCAAUAGUAAGAAACGCUGGCUUUAGGUUCAUAUACACUUUUCUUGGCCUUGGGAUCACUCUGCUUGUGAUCACAUGCUCAGGUCAUAUCGCCGCUGACACUGCAAAUGGUUGUUGCCUUUAUUUGUACAUGGUGUUUGUCUUCUUACUCUUCAUGCUUGAAGCUGGAGUGACUGCUGACAUAUUUUUAAACCGUGACUGGGAAGAGGACUUUCCAGAUGAUCCAACUGGGAGAUUUGAUCAAUUCAAAGAAUUUGUAAGGUCGAACUUUGAUAUCUGCAAAUGGAUUGGCUUGUCAAUAGUUUGUGUACAGGGGCUGUCUUUGUUAUUGGCAAUGAUACUCAAAGCUCUUGGGCCACAUCCGUAUUAUGAUAGUGAUGAUGAGUAUAUUCCUGAGAGGGUUCCACUCCUAAAGAAUGCUGUUCUUCCACCUCCUUAUGUCGUUGGUGACCCUGUAUAUGGUUCCAAUGUAUAUGGUUCCAAAAGUGAUUCAUGGAACAUAAGGAUCAAUGACAAGACAAACAGGUAAAUUGAUUGUUCAGCUGGGCUUCUACUUGUGGAUGGAUGGUAGUGCGGAGACACAAUAAGAGUGGAGGAACUGGAUCGGAAAAAUGAGUCAUCUGCUGUCGAUUGACCAAUUGAGCAUUGAAGGUUUCAUAAACUCGAGCAGAUGAAGAGGGUGGAAUUAGUCACGUACAUACUUUAAACUCUCACUGUAUACCUGAAUGCUGAACCUGAUGAAAUUGACAGUUCAUCGUUGCGUUUCUGUAUAGAUUGUUAAACGAUGCAUAAUAUUUAUCGAUUAAUUUGGAAUCUCCGUUCAAUCA
Malus domestica (apple) is the source of this 1661-nucleotide messenger RNA. NCBI's taxonomy places the organism in Eukaryota, Viridiplantae, Streptophyta, Magnoliopsida, Rosales, Rosaceae. The record is from RefSeq and is a predicted model, not a curated record.